Molecule: messenger RNA, 2078 nt
Organism: Vigna umbellata (rice bean)
Lineage: Eukaryota; Viridiplantae; Streptophyta; Magnoliopsida; Fabales; Fabaceae
Product: Cysteinyl-tRNA synthetase, class Ia family protein
Biological process (GO): cysteinyl-tRNA aminoacylation
Cellular component (GO): cytoplasm
Molecular function (GO): cysteine-tRNA ligase activity; ATP binding
Source: RefSeq, a predicted model, not a curated record
CCGGGCUUAAAGAACAGAAAAAAGAAAUUAGGGCUGAACCGGUGAUAGCCGAAGAGUGUGGUGUGGUGAGAGAGUCUGUGUGUUGGUGUGCUGGUAGCAAUGGCUGAAGAGGAGCUUGGCGGUUUCAGGAUUUACAAUUCCAUGACUCAGCAGAAAGAGAUCUUCAAAACCAAAACCCCUGGUAAGGUUUCCAUGUACGUUUGCGGAGUGACUGCCUACGACUUCAGCCAUCUCGGCCACGCUCGUGCCGCGGUUUCCUUCGAUAUCCUCCACAGGUACCUUAAGCACUUGGGCUAUGAAGUAACAUAUGUGCGGAAUUUCACUGAUGUUGAUGACAAGAUAAUUAAGCGAGCAAAUGAGACCGGGGAGGAUCCAUUCAUGUUGAGUAAUCGUUUUUGCGAUGAAUAUAAUAUUGAUAUGUCUGAUCUUCAGUGCGAGACACCAUCUAAGGAACCUCGUGUUUCUCAACACCUUGAAGAGAUAAAGGACAUGAUAACCCAGAUUAUCAACAAUGGAUAUGCGUAUGAAGUUGAGGGCGAUGUUUUCUAUGCUGUUGAUAAAUGUCCAAAUUAUGGCAUGCUUUCUGGACAAAAGCUAGAACACAACAGAGCUGGGGAACGGGUGGCUGUGGACUCGAGAAAGCGUCACCCAGCUGAUUUUGCUUUAUGGAAGGCUGCUAAACCAGGUGAGCCUAGUUGGGACAGCCCUUGGGGUCCUGGAAGACCUGGGUGGCACAUCGAAUGCAGUGCAAUGAGUGCUUGUUAUUUAACUCAUAAAUUUGAUAUUCAUGGUGGUGGAAUUGAUUUAAUAUUUCCUCAUCAUGAAAACGAGAUCGCACAGAGCUGGGCUGCUGACAAUGAGAGCCAUGUCGGUUAUUGGAUGCAUAAUGGCCAUGUCACUAAUAAUAAUGAAAAGAUGUCAAAAUCCUUAGGCAACUUUUUCACCAUUCGCCAGAUCACUGAGCGUUACCAUCCACUUGCUUUGAGACACUUUUUAAUUAGUGCCCAUUACAGGUCUCCACUAAAUUACUCUAUCUUACAGCUGGAGAAUUCAUCAGAUGCUAUUUACUAUAUAUUUCAGACUCUUCAAGAUUGUAAAGAUGCUUUAUCACCAUUUCUUCAAGAAGGACCCGAGAAGAAUGAAAAGGUGCCUCAAAUUAAUGAGGCUGCCAAGGAGUGUAUUAAGAAGUUGAGUGUUGAGUUUCAAACAAAAAUGUCAGAUGACUUGCAGACGCCAGUGAUACUAACUGGUGCUAUCCAAGAGGCGUUGAAAUUUGUGAACAGUUCAUUGAAGAUGUUGAAGAAGAAAAUGCAGAAAAGAGCACAGUUGCAAUUGAUUCAAUCCUUACAGGAAGUUGAGAAGGAAGUUGCAAAAGUUUUGGACGUACUUGGAUUAUUGUCCUCUAAAUCCUAUGCUGAGGUUCUGCAGCAGUUGAAAGAGAAGGCAUUGAAGAGAGCAGGUCUGGCAGAAGGUGAAUUGCUACAUUUGAUAGAAGAAAGAACUCAAGCUAGGGUUAAUAAGGAUUUUCUCAGAAGUGAUAAGAUUAGGACUGAUUUGACUGCAAAGGGCAUUGCACUAAUGGAUGUGGGCAACGAAAUAAUUUGGAGACCAUGCAUCCCGAGUGAACCAGUUGUUGGGGACCAGAGGGCACCUGUUGUUGAAGAAAAGCAGUCCAUACCUGCAGUAUAAAAAAGGGUAAGAAAUACCAGGGGAUCGAGAAGGCAAUGACUCUCGUACAACCUAAAGGUAGAGUCAAAGUCCCUCCUUAGCUAUUAUGAUUAAUACAGAAAUGUUAUAAUUUAUAAAAUACUACACGAGGCUUGAAUAUUGUAUAUCAGUUGAAGGUUAUUUAUGACCAUACCUAGUAGUCUAGGACUAGAAUAUUUUUUAUACAUUUCUCAGGUUGGGUCUUUUUCGGUCCUGUCUGUGGAUUAGUUUAACUGAUUUGACAAUUGCAUGAACAGUAGUGCUCCAUACGGAGAUUUUGUUUUUGAGUCUCAGAUUGGGUUUUUAGCUCUUAAUUUGUACUACAGAACGCCGAAUAUUUUUUCAAGAAUCUGGAGUCUGAUUAUCUUUUA